AUGGCACCGACAAAGGCAGAGCUCUCGCUGCUCAUCAACCCUCUUGUCCCCGAGGCUGUGCAGCACAAUAACCGUGUCCUAUCAUCCCUCCACUCCCUCACAGCCUUCCUCCUCGGUCUCUCCGCAGGCAUCCUAGCUCUGCAAUCCACCACCGGCUUCGCAUUCUACUUUGCCGGAACCGUGCUUGUCUCGGCCCUGUUCCACGUGGUCAUACUCAAGCGCUCCUCGGGCGCCGGUGCUGGCGCCUAUUUCCCCGGGAGUAGCGGCGGCGAGAUCGAAGGGCAAGUCCGUAUGGAGGGCAGCGCGGUACGCUUGGAAAAGGGCGGGAAGAAGGGGGGGUUAUAUCUUGCGGAAGGGCGGCUGGAGAGAUGUCUGGUUGGGCGGUGGUGUGUUGAGUGA
This is a messenger RNA of Penicillium diatomitis, 399 nucleotides long. Its product is annotated as EMC6 family protein. The record is from RefSeq and is a predicted model, not a curated record. Gene Ontology annotation, biological process: autophagosome assembly; protein folding in endoplasmic reticulum. Gene Ontology annotation, cellular component: EMC complex; membrane; endoplasmic reticulum. Lineage: Eukaryota; Fungi; Ascomycota; Eurotiomycetes; Eurotiales; Aspergillaceae. The transcript has 2 exons. The coding region runs from base 1 to 399 and encodes 132 amino acids.